UUUGGCAUUUUAUCAAAUGAGGGAAGUGCAAACAGUGACCCCUUCCUCCUCCUCCUUCUCCAUCAAGUUACCAUGGAAACAUGACUUCCUCUUUAGGCUUGUCUCCGCUCUCCGAUGGGACAUCACUACUGUGCCCUGAACCAGCAUGAAGGACACAAUUUGUGUUGAGGGUUCUCUAUUUGGCUCUACGGGACAAGAGUGUGUCUCCUGUUAUCUCAUCAGCAUGCAGUCUGUCGUAGGAAUUAUUGCCUGCGAUAUCAUCUUGACCGUUCUCAUCGCUAUUUCUGUCUUCUGCUUUGUGACCCUCCACAAGAGGAAAGCAGAACCGAACGUCGGAUCAUCCGUCAAUGAAAAAACAGCAGAGUCCACAGAAUCUCCCUACCAGAUAUGGCCUUUUCAGUGGCUGCUCCAAGUGCAUCUACAACAACAGCAAGCAAGUGAUGAUGUCAGACAAUGUCUCCUUCCAACCAUUAAAGGUUCGCGGGGGGUGCUGGAGCCUAUCUCAGCUGCAUUCGAGCGGAAGGCAGGGUACGCAUGUUCCAAAUAAACACAAACUUAAACCUUGAGGAUUACAACUUGUAUAACUAAAUAAAUUGAAUGAAUGCGUUACCAAAAUCACAGAAAGACUUAAAGAGUUGCCUUGAGGAAAGUCUCAUUUUUGUAAAUCACAAGUUUGGACCACAGUGGCAAUGUCACUACAAGGAUCUGCCAGUUUACAGUGGUUCAAAUUGCUCUAUACAACAUGAGCACUCUACUCAUUUUAGGAAUUUGCUGCCAAAAUGUGUGUUUCCCAAGUUUUGAACUGACCUCGAGUAGUUUUGGCCCCCGGGCUGUCAGUUAAAUAGCCCUGACUGAAUAUGUGCAUUGGCCCAGCUCAGGCAACUACUGUAUGUAUGGAUCUUUCAAAGGAGCUGUUCUUAAGACUGGCGUGUUGCUACAGUAUAUUUUGUUAUACAAUUCAAAUAUCAAGGAAACUAACUACCACUUGUGGCAAACAAAACAUAAUAUUCAUCUCAGAAUAAUUCAAAUGUACAUAUCCUACCAAUGUUUACUGAAUUUGUGGAAAAUGUUCUGAAAUAUUUUUAUAAUUUAAUUAAGUGGGAACAUAUCCCCAUGCUUUGGCAAUGUUAUCAUUAUUUAGUAUUUUCCCUGAACUAAAAUCUAUGUGGUACAAUAAAAUCCAUGCAUGCACACAAAAGUCUUCCACCAACAUUUUAACAAUACAGAAAAAUAUAUGACAAUAAGAAAUGUAUUUAAAUAAAUAAAUGAUAAAUGGGUUGUACUUGUAUAGUGCUUUUCUACCUUCAAGGUACUCAAAGGGCUUUGACACUACUUCCACAUUUACCCAUUCACACACACAUUCACACACUGAUGGAGGGAGCUGCCAUGCAAGGCGCUAACCAGCACCCAUUAGGAGCAAGGGUGAAGUGUCUUGCUCAGGACACAACGAACGUGACGAGGUUGGUACUAGGUGGAUAUUGAACCAGGGACUCUCGGGUUGCGCACGGCCACUCUUCCACUGCGCCAAUUUACAUGUUUAUAAUACAUAUGAAAUACAACUGGAAUAGAUGUGCAUGUUAAAAAUGUGAAUUUAAAACUGCCUAUUGAAACACUUUUUCUCAAGCGCUAAUAUGUCCUCCUUCCUGGCACAGCAGGAAAAGUGGCACCCACAUGUACUGGCAGCGUGGGCAAUUUAAUAUAAAUAUGGCUCGCAAACAAGACUCCCUAAUGGGAAUCGGUUGUCAUGUUUCACUUAAAAGAGCAUUUCGAAAGACUUGAUUAAUUCACGGACGUCACAUCACUACCGGUUCUUUUGCCGAAGAUUUGAGUUACAGAACUGAGUUGUAGACUACCAUUAGUAUUAGCAUAAUACUACCACCACCAAGCUUGAUAAUAGGAAUGGUGUUCCUGGAGCCCAGAGGUUGGGUCUUGGGCGCAGUUGGGUGUUCUAACAGGACAAUGACCCCUAACAAAUCAGGCUAAAAUUAAGGUUUUAGAAUGGCCUUCCCAAAGUCCUGACUCAUACGUGUGGAUAAUGCUGAAGAAACAAGUCCAUGUCAUAAAACCAAAACAUUUAGCUGAACUGCACCAAUUUUGUCAAGAGGAGUGGUCAAGAAUUCAACCAGAAGCUUGCCAGAAGCUUGCCAGAAGCUUGUGGGUGGCUACCAAAAGCGCCUUAUUGCAAUGAAACUUGCCAAGGGACAUGUAACCAAAUAUUAACAUUGCUGUAUGUAUACUUUUGACCCAGCCGAUUUGGUCACAUUUUCA
Molecule: messenger RNA, 2268 nt
Organism: Nerophis ophidion (straightnose pipefish)
Lineage: Eukaryota; Metazoa; Chordata; Actinopteri; Syngnathiformes; Syngnathidae
Gene: tyrobp
Product: transmembrane immune signaling adaptor TYROBP
Exons: 6
Coding region: 146-547 (133 amino acids)
Biological process (GO): positive regulation of microglial cell mediated cytotoxicity; positive regulation of macrophage fusion; negative regulation of transforming growth factor beta1 production
Cellular component (GO): cell surface
Molecular function (GO): signaling receptor binding
Source: RefSeq, a predicted model, not a curated record